Messenger RNA from Mustela erminea (ermine), 639 nucleotides. RefSeq names its product translation initiation factor IF-2-like. The transcript has 2 exons. The record is from RefSeq and is a predicted model, not a curated record. Bases 1 to 639 code for a protein of 212 amino acids. Lineage: Eukaryota; Metazoa; Chordata; Mammalia; Carnivora; Mustelidae.
AUGCUAAGGGGUGUCCCGGAGAAGAAUGGCGCAGGUGAGAACAAGGGAGCACCUGAGGAACGCAUCGACGGACAUCGUGCAGAUAUCCAGGCGCUUGCAGAUAAGGGGAGGGAAGGACGGCGCUUCAAGCUGCUCCUGUCUGUGUCUUCCGGGCAGACAGCCUUGAGAACACUGCCCCAGCGUAGGAAAAUGUUUGGAAGCAAGAGACUGAUCACAGGUCCUUCGGGAUCCAUUAGACCAGAAGAGUCCGUGAUCCCCCAGAACACCGGGGAACCGGCUGAAGGCCUGACCACAAGUGGGAAUGCCGGAGUGAAAGACACGGACACGCGGAGCUUACGGGCGUCCACGGACAUGGCGCGUGCGCAGAAACAGCAGGACGCUCGACCGCCGCGGGGCGGGGCCCGGAGUGAGGGGGCGGGCCCGGAGCGAGGGGGCGGGGCCCGGAGUGAGGGGCGGGGCCCGGAGCGAGGGGGCGGGGCCCGGGGUGAGGGGGCGGGCCCGGAGCGAGGGGGCGGGGCCCGGGGUGAGGGGGCGGGCCCGGAGCGAGGGGGCGGGGCCCGGGGUGAGGGGGCGGGCCCGGAGCGAGGGGGCGGGUCACCGACGAGGACCGGCCUGCGCCCGGGCAGCGGACCGGGCUGA